CGGUUAUUUCCGCCGUUAGUCGGGCAUUGCACAAUGCUUUUGGGGGCAUUCGGCAUUUUUUCGUUCGGAGAGCAGUCCUUGCUGUUAUCUUCACAGCUUGUGUUACAUAACUAAAGUUAAUUGGAUUAUUCCUGUUCACUCAUGGUCUUAGUUUCUCCUGUGGCUGUUGUGCACUCAAACUGAGGUCUGUCAUUUCGCAAUUGCUGAUCAGAAGAAGGUGACAUUUGGCACAAAAUGUAUUUACUUGACUUCUUAGCUGGGUGGGUUGCAGGUGGACUUGCUACUGCUGUUGGAUAUCCUUUGGAUACAAUCAAGGUGAGAAUUCAGACACAGCGUAUGUACAGUGGUGUUUGGCACUGCAUUCAAUCAACAUAUCAGAGAGAAAAGGUAUAUGGAUUUUAUAAAGGAAUGGCAUUACCUGUUCUGUCGGUGUCUGUGUGUGGUUCAGUUUGCUUCGGCACAUACAGAAAUUGCCUCCAUUUUUUAAGUCAGUUGCGACAUGGUAGCUCAGAUGUGAAACCAUCCAGAUUUGAUGUUUUCAUCGCAGGCUGCUCUGCAGGGACUGCUGAGGCUAUGGUGUUUGCUCCCAUUGAUCUAAUCAAGAUAAGGCAGCAGAAUCAGACACAUCCUCAUCAUUCAUACCAAGGCCCUUCUUCUCGUGACCUUUUGUUGAAGCCAAAAUACAGAGGCCCAACCCACUGCCUAAUAACAGUAAUAAAAGAGGAAGGAAUUUUGGGACUGUACAGAGGUAUUACUGCACUGUGGUUAAGAGACAUCCCAUGUUUUGGAUUAUAUUUUUUGGUGUACUCUAUUUUCACUGAAUGGCUAACUCCACAAGAACAACAUAAGCCAGAUUGGUCAGCCAUGCUGUUGGCUGGUGGUUGUGCUGGCAUGACUUACUGGACUUUGGCCACUCCAAUGGAUGUCAUGAAAUCCCGAAUGCAGAUGGAUGGCAUGGGACAGCAGAGAUAUAGUGGUGUACUGAAUUGUAUUAGUGAAAGUUUCCGACAAGAAGGGGCAAGAGUUUUCUUUAAGGGUUUAAGCUUAAACUGUGUGCGUGCAUUUCCUGUUAAUGGAUUGACAUUUGUAAUUUAUGAAACUGUGCUGGCAUUUCUCAAAAAAAUAAAUGCAAAGGAUCAGUGAAGUUCCUACCUCUUGAAGGCAUUCUAUCUUGAUAUCCAUAUAAAUUAAUAUUUCAAAUAAUUAUUUGAAUAAUGUGUAUAGAAGAAUUUAAGAAUGGUGUAAAUAUUAUAUAUAUUAUAUGUUUAUUAUAAAUACAUAACAAUGGAUUUUUCAUGGAUAUGCCGUUGUCUAAGUGCAAAGAGCUCAUGUACCUUUUUUGUCAGUAAGAUCAGCUGCAUCUGUCAUAUCCUCUCUUUCACUAUCCUACUAGGCUAAACCUACUUUGCUACUGCCCUAGUCUUGUACUUGCAUGUCUCUGUACUUUCACUCCUAUCCACCAUUGUGCCCUUUCUUAGCUCCAAGACAUCAGCAUAAUGCUCACUCAACCCUAUUCCUAUUAAACUGCUGACCACCCAAACUCCCUCCCUGUUAACCGAUAUUAUUAACAGUUUCUCUCUUCAGGUGUUGACUGUCUCUUAAAUAUGUUGUCAUCGCCCCUCUCCACAAAAAAAAAAUCCUUGGUACACACCAUCCUUGAAAACCAGCACCCAAUCUCCAACCUCCCUUUCCACUGCAAUGUCCUCAAAUGUGUUCUUGCCUCUCAAACCAGUGCCAUCAUAGUAAUAAAAUGGUAUUUAUCAAAAACAUAAAUGACGUUCUAUUAAUGUAAUGAGGGUAAACUGUUCCUCCAUGUUGUUUUUGACCUGUGUACUGUGUUUGACUGUUGGCCAUGCAUCCUCACCUUGAGCCUCUUCACUGUCAUCCUAUUUUCUAUUCUUAUCCAUCUAAUCCUGGUGAGAGUAUCAUGUACAAUGGCUUCUCUUCUAACCCAGGGUGACCCCAAGGUGCAGUCUUUGCCCUCCAUGGGGUGUUAUGGUGAUAUAAUAGGAAAGUACAGCAUGGUUUUUUAUAUAUACACUGACAUCCAGCUCUACCUCACUAAUACCUCUCUUGACUCCUCAACUGUUGCUAAGCUUAUUUUCAGACUGCUUAUCCAAUAUAAAUUACUGAAUGAGAUAACUCCUUCAAUUAGAUAUUUGGAAGGCUGAAGCAUUGUUUUUGAUCCCCACUCCAAAUUCUGUUCCCUAGUUACUGAUGCCUCCUCUUUUUCCGGCAACAAUCUGAAACUAGACAGACUAAUUGUGAUUAAAAACCUAUUUAUAUCAAAUCAAAUCAUAUUUGACCCAAGGAUCAACAUCUGCCAACUCAUUCAUGCCACCAUUUUCCAUGUAGGAGAAAAUUACUGCAGAUGCUGUAAUCUGUAUUGAAAACAAAAAAUGCUGGAGAUAACAGCUGGUCAGGCAGCAUCCAUGGAGAGAAAACAGGCUAGCGUUUCAAGACUGAUAACUCUUCAAAGCUGAUGUAAAAUGAGCUCUGAUGAGUCAUCUAGACUUGAAACGUUAGCUUGUUUUCACUCCAUAGAUGCUGCCUGACCCACUGUGAUCUCCAGCAUUUUUUGUUUUCCGCUGUUUUCCAUCUCAGUAAUAUUGCCUGACUUCGCCCUUGUCUCAGCUAAUCUGCUGCUGAAACUUCAAUUCGUGCCAUUGUUACAGGAAUGCUUGACUAUUCCAAUGCACCCUGAUCACUCAAAUACUACCCUCUGCAAAUCUGAGGUCAAUUAAAACUCUGCUACCUGAAUCUUAGGACAUACCAUGUCACAUAUCACCCCAGUUUCAAGGACCUACAUGAACUGCUAGUCAAGCAAUGUCUGGAAUUUAAUAUUCUGAUUCUUGUUUUCAAAACCUUUCCUGACAUCUCCUCUCUCCUAUCUUUGUAAUCUUAUUCUACCCUACAACCUUUGGAGAUAUCUGCACUCCUCUAAUCCUGGUUUCUUGAACAUCUUUAAUUUUAAUUGCUCCACUGUUGGUGGUAGUGCCUGCUUCUGCAUGUGUUGUAAUGUUAGUCGGUUAGGGACUAUUAACAUUUAGAGAGAAAUCCAAAACCCUCAUUUUGACUAAAAGACCAAUGCCACAAGAUUUCAUUUUUAAACAAAAACUUUGUGUAUCAAAGAUUAAAAUAAGCACUAUGUCUAUAAGUAGCACUUAUAAGUCUAUGCUACUUCUCCUCCCUUCAUCUGUAUAAUUUUCUGCAUUUUAUUAAUUCUGAAGUUUUGAAUAUUCCUGAUUUUGAUCACUCUGCAAAUCACAAAUAUGCCAUCAGCUGGCUAGGCCCUGAGCUUUAUAAUGCAUUCCUUGUAUAAAAUGGUUCCUUGUGCCUAAUUUUUGACCAAGCUCUUGAUGACCUAGCCUAAUAUCUCGUUGUGUUGCUCUCAAAUUUUGCUUCAUGUAGAGUGCCUUAGGGUGGUUUAUUAUGUUAAAGGUGCUAUACAACUAUAAAUUGCAUAUUUUUAUGUAUUCCUCUCAAAUAUUAACUUUAUUGGUAGCAUCACUCUUGCCUUUGAAUGGAAAGGUCAUUGGUUUAAACCUCACUUCAGACUUUGAGUACAUAAUCUCACUUGACAGGUCAGUACUGAAUUGAAGGAUCGCUGCUUUGCCAUGGGUGCUAUCUUUUGAUUUAGAAGUUAAGUAGAAGCCCAACUGCCAACAGUUUUUAUCUCUUAACCAAUCUGUUUGUUAUGUUGGUUAUUUAUCUCAACUGCUGCUUGAGGAAUCUUGCUGUGUACACAGUGGCUGCUAUAUUUUUCUGCAAAAGAACAGUGGCCAGACUUGAAAGUAACCAGUUCCCUGUGAAAUGCAAUGUGACAGCCUGAGAAUGUUAAAUUCACAAUAAAUAUUUGUCACUAAGAUUACCUACAGAAGCUGAACUAAAAAAGUUGUGUUUUGGUGUAAUGUGCAUUUUGUCUGUUUCAGUUUUUUGCAAUGUAAAUUUAUAAAUACUGUUACUUUUUCAGUGACUGUUAGUGGUUUCAAUUUGAAAUACAUUUAUAGGCUAAAUUUUUUUCUUUUAUAAAUGUAAUAUUUUUGCAUUGAUUUAGAGCAUUGUUUGGCACCAAGUUGAAUUUCUCAGCAUCAAUAAAAACAAAACCGU
Molecule: messenger RNA, 4110 nt
Organism: Rhincodon typus (whale shark)
Lineage: Eukaryota; Metazoa; Chordata; Chondrichthyes; Orectolobiformes; Rhincodontidae
Gene: slc25a47b
Product: solute carrier family 25 member 47b
Exons: 6
Coding region: 235-1143 (302 amino acids)
Biological process (GO): transmembrane transport
Cellular component (GO): mitochondrion
Molecular function (GO): transmembrane transporter activity
Source: RefSeq, a predicted model, not a curated record